AUGCCACGCUUCCUGGAUACUUCCACCGGCCAGUUUGUCUGGAGGGAAACGACUGGCCAAAGUAAGGCCCAGUACGCCUACCUGUCUCACCUCUGGGGCCCCGAUGAAGCGACAUACCAGGACGUCCAGAAGAUCCAGGCAGGCUCGGUAGUGACGGAUUCAUCUUUGCCCUGCGAUGAUUCUGGAGUGGUCCUCGCAUCGCCUGUCUUCUCCCUCCUCCCUGCCAAGAUCCGUUUUGCUUGCCAAGUCGCCCGCGAGUCCGGGUACAGGCUUUUGUGGAUCGAUGCUUGUUGCGUCGACCGCUCCAACAGGCUAGAGAUGGCGGAGAGCGCGUACUUAACGUACGAGUUGGUCAAACGGGCGAACGUAUGCUACGUCUAUCUCGAGGACGUACCCGAUGAAGAUGAAGAAGACCCCUCUGCCAAGCACUCUCGCUUCCGAACCAGUAGAUGGCACACUCGGUGCUGGACACUGCAGGAGCUGAUCUCCCCGAAGCGCGAGGUGUUUCUGACGAGGACGUGGCGCCGUCUGGGCACAAAGGAGGACCUCGCCGAGACUCUCGCCCAAAUCACCGGCGUCCUUCCGGAGAUGCUGUCGCGCGAAGUCGGUCUUCUAAGCGACGUCGGUGUCGCGACACGCAUGUCGUGGGCCGCUGGACGUCAAGCAACUCGUGUGGAGGACCAGGCGUAUUCGCUAUGGGGCAUCUUCGGCGUCCGUAUGCCCCCCGCCUAUGGCGAGAAGACCGCCGCUUUCCUGCGUCUUCAAGAGGAGAUCAUCAAGAAUACCGCGGACCACAGCAUCUUCGCAUGGGGCCCCAGUUGCACUGUCGCGGCGUUCCCAGACGAUGUCAGGCGCACCCCGGGGCAGACGCACACCUCCCCUCGCUCUUCGACAUGUCUGUUUGCCCGGUCUGCGCUUGACUUUUACAAAUCUGACAUCAGCCCCAUCCCGGCUGAGGAGUUUGCGAUGCUCCUCGGACGCGAUUCUAGUGCUCUCGACUUCCCGUCGCCCAAGUGCUUCUCUGAUGCACGAGGUGUCACCGCCCGCUUUCUGUGCAUCGACCUCACGGACACCCCACUUCUCCACCAGGCGAUCUUCGCAUUGGUAGAUCCUCAAGGAUGUGAAGCUUGUAAAGGCCGCGGGCAAGCCCGCGUCCUCGCGCUCUUGCAGUGCAGGGACAGCGCUGGCUCGCUCAUUACCCUACCUCUAUGCGGACCACCACUCACUCCGGAACGUUCCUGGACAGAUGUGACCAUCGGAACGCACCUCCCAUGUAGCGCAGACCCUCCGCACAACCCGUUCCGCCUAGUGCGUCUGAGUAAGGAUGCGGUUGCGGCGUCGCUGGCGUACCUCCUCCCGGAGCCUGUAGAAGUUUGUUUCGCCCGUCACGACCGCCACGACUGGCCGGGGCGCCACCUACAGCAGGACAGUCCGAGUACCCUGGGACCGCGGCUGCAGGAGCGCGGCCUCCAUUUCGACCUGGGGCGGUUAGGCCUGACGUCUUCAGCCCAGCCAAUUCCUCUCGCUGAGGAGUCCGCGUUCUAUCUCCAUACGCUCGGGUUCACGAUCACUCCCUUGCGAUGCCGACGGCGAGAGGAAGGGAUCACGCUCACGACCUCGCUCGUCUCCAACUUUCCGCACCAGAGCGGCACGACGAACGGACAACACCUGCGCCUCCAAGUCGUUCUCACAGAUUCCCGACCUGACGGGUAUGCGAAGGCCGAGUUCUCCGUCGCCAACUUCAUACACACUCCCGAAUCAGAAAAGGCGGACGCCAUCUUGCCACAAGGGUGCGGUCACCCUCCCCGGCACAUCAUCCAGAAGAUGCCGCCUGUCGACCGCGGCGCUGAAAUACGGAUCGUAGAGCUCGGAACGCAGCCGAACCCGGACCACCACGAUCGGAUGAGGGCGGAAACCGUUUUCACGAUUCAGAUGGAUGCCAAUUUUAGGAGCCAGAGCGAGAGGAGGGGCAACGUCAGGCAGUUGCGCUUCCGUUUGACGGAGUACGACCGUGAACCCCGCUUCGGUAUAUCCCACAUUACUUCUAAUCUUCUACUUUCUAUAGAACUCUCGGGAGUGUUUAUAGGCCGAGCAGCGAUGGCAGUAGCGGGCGAUAUUGCUAUAUAG
This is a messenger RNA of Trametes versicolor FP-101664 SS1, 2127 nucleotides long. RefSeq lists its product as uncharacterized. The transcript has a single exon. The record is from RefSeq and is a predicted model, not a curated record. NCBI's taxonomy places the organism in Eukaryota, Fungi, Basidiomycota, Agaricomycetes, Polyporales, Polyporaceae. Bases 1 to 2127 code for a protein of 708 amino acids.